GUGUUGUGAUAAAAACUAGUCGUUCGCUUGUCGGUUUUGCUGUUUUUAGUCGUCUUUGCAAAAUGUCUGCGAAAGGCUCCGGGACGACGUGCGCGGUUCGUGGUUGUCACUACAACCGGAAAAAACUAAACGUGUGGUUAAAUCAGGAGUGUUAUGAUCACAAACCGCUCACGAAGUCGGAUUGCUCCUGUCCGCAGUGGUAUUAUUUCUAUCGGCUUCCCACUGACGAGGAGGACCGGAGGAUUUGGCUGAGAAACCUCUACCUGAAAAGGCCACCUAAGGCCCUGUACGUCUGCUCAUUUCACUUUGUUGACAAGAAGCCGACAGAGAGAAAUCCCUAUCCGACACUGUGGCUCGGUCACCGCAUUCCUCCGGAGAAGAAGCGCCGUGUUAUAAAGAAAGAAACCACGGACAUUAGGAUUAAAGAUGAGCCUGAAGACAUAGCUAUUGAGACUUUCACACAGACUGAUGCUGAAACCCCAGAUGGAUCAAGUACAGAAAUACCACAAAACAGCGUGCUUUGAUAAAGUUCACCGUCAAUACAACAAUGAGUUUGUUUUCAAACUGUGUCAGUGUCUGUUUCAGUGUCUUUUAAGGAGCUGCUGCAUUUUCAGAUUCCUUAAGGAUGCUCACGAAACAAACAACAGUUUUGUGUAUGGAUUGAUACAAUGGUUGAAUGUGAAAGCAUCACGAUGACCAAGCCACUGGCAUUUCAGUACAGAGCACAUAAUCUGUUCAGAGAGAGCUCUUUAACCAUAUUCUGGAUUAAAGAAGUAUGUAAUGUGCAAAAAGGAGAAUACUAAAGACUAGCUAGACUCUCUGGCAUAUUUUUAUGUUGCCAGUAACUGGUUCAGUUCCCAGUUUGCUUUCAGAGUUAUUCAUGACAUUGAUUCUACAAUGUGCUGAAAACAUUCUUCAGAUAUUUUCAUCCAUAUUGAAAUGACUGAAUCAUACACUUACCGCAGAUUUGACGUGUGAAUCUCCUGUUCCUGGCACGUCCUAAAAGAGCUCUACUAGAUUGGAAUUUGAUGAACUUGAACGACUGAUGUGCUCUUUUCUGCUGUAGCUUAUCUGCUUCAAGGUUUGAUGUGCUGUGUCUUCAGCAAUAUUCUUCGGCAGAAAAAAGUGAUUAUUGCUGUUUGUGAAGAUCACCGCUGACACGCAGUUUCUGAAAUACUCAGAAUAGCCCAUCUGACAACAACCUCAACCUCUUUUUUACAUGUGAAGCUAUGAAGAUGCAUUUCCGAAUAAAGCUUCCAAUGAGUCAAAGAGAACAAAAUCAUCACUUGAUAAACUGGUGCCAAAUAUCAAAAAGAAAAAUGCAAUUUGCUGUGGGUCUUUCUUAUAUAAUAAUUUAUUUGCACUUCAGAAGAAUCUCAGUGAAUGCACUGUGGCUUUUUGAGGCAUGAGAUUGUUUUUGGGAGCGCAGCUACUCAAGACACUUCAGGAUGUAAUAAUACUGAAACACAUUGAUGAUAGACUUUGGCUGAGGGAUUUUAGAAUGACAAAAAACAUAAUUUCAUUUAUUGUGCAAUUUGGUUGGCUGGUUUGUCCUUUAAUGCCGUCCCAUCACACCUGUUUUUGUUAUUACAUGUUCUGAAAAUAUAUGCGCAUGUUGGUGUUUUUAUACAAUAUUACAAAAUGUGCAUAAAAAUAGGUGAAUGGAAAGAUAACUACAUGAAUCAUUUGGUACUCUCUGUUUUAACUUCAGCAGAUUGUCUUGACCAUGUCUAAAUGCUGCCAUUUGAUUGGUUGAUUAUUUAUUUGCGUUACUAACAUGUGUACCCAGUAAAGAAUCCAACAAGUGAAUAAUGCCAGUAAUUGACUUUUAUUGUAAAGAAAAUGAGAUGCAUUUAGUGAAUGACGUCAAAUGCCUGCUUUUUUCAAGAAGGGUAUAAACGGAGCCAGAGCCAGCUCUUAGUAGGUGGGACUUGAGCUUCAAGUAAGCUGUACAAUCUUUCUGGGGUUUUCAUUGAUUUUUUUUUAUGUUGUGUACAUCACAUGGAGUCCAGCCUAUUGUGUUUUAUUGAUGUCUACACCUACCACAACCCUAAACCCAACCUCACAGUAACCUGAUGUGUUUUAUUAACGUCUACACCUACCCCAACCCUAAACCCAACCUCACAGUAACCUGAUGUGUUUUAUUAACAUCUACACCUACCCCAACCCAAAACCCAACCUCACAGUAACCUGUUGUGUUUUAUUAACAUAUACACCUAUACCACAACCCUAAACCCAACCUCAAAGUAACCUGAUGUUUUUUAUUCACGUCUACACCUAUACCCCAACCCUAAACCCAACCUCACAGUAACAUCUACACCUACCCCAACCUCACAGUAACCUGUUGUGUUUUAUUAACAUCCACACCUAUACCACAACCCUAAACCCAACCUCACAGUAACAUCUACACCUACCCCAACCCUAAACACAACCUCACAGUAACCUGUUGUGUUUUAUUAACAUCUACACCUAUACCACAACCUUAAACUAAACAUAACAGUAACCUGUUGUUUUAUUAACAUAUACACCAAUACCACAACCCUAAACCCAACCUCAAAGUAACCUGAUGUUUUUUAUUCACGUCUACACCUAUACCACAACCCUAAACCCAACCUCACAGUAACAUCUACACCUACCCCAACCUCGCAGUAACCUGUUGUGUUUUACUUCUACACCUAUACCACAACCCUAAACCUAACCUCACAGUAACAUCUACACCUACCCCAACCCUAAACCCAACCUCACAGUAACCAGUUGUGUUUUAUUAACAUCUACACCUAUACCACAACCAUAAACCCAACCUCACAGUAACCUGUUGUGUUUUAUUAACAUCUACACCUAUACCCCAACCUCACAGUAACAUCUACACCUACCCCAACCCUAAACUCAACCUAACAGUAACCAGUUGUGUUUUAUUAACAUCUACACCUAUACCACAACCCUAAACCCAACCUCACAGUAACAUCUACACCUACCCAACCCUAAACCCAACCUCACAGUAACCAGUUGUGUUUUAUUAACAUCUACACCUAUACCACUACCAUAAACCCAACCUCACAGUAACCUGUUGUGUUUUAUUAACAUCUACACCUAUACCCCAACCUCACAGUAACAUCUACACCUACCCAACCCUAAACCCAACCUCACAGUAACCAGUUGUGUUUUAUUAACAUCUACACCUAUACCACAACCAUAAACCCAACCUCACAGUAACCUGUUGUGUUUUAUUAACAUCUACACCUAUACCCCAACCUCACAGUAACAUCUACACCUACCCCAACCCUAAACUCAA
This is a messenger RNA of Danio aesculapii, 3292 nucleotides long. RefSeq lists its product as uncharacterized. The record is from RefSeq and is a predicted model, not a curated record. Lineage: Eukaryota; Metazoa; Chordata; Actinopteri; Cypriniformes; Danionidae. The transcript has 2 exons. Bases 63 to 524 code for a protein of 153 amino acids.